AUGGAACCAUAUGAGCGGGAAUAUGCUCACGGAACACGUAAAAGAUAUAGGGGAAAUUACGAUUGGGGAUCAGAAAACCAUAAACGUGUGCAACAUACAACGGAGGAAACAGUGCUGAAUCUACUAAGAAAACAUGUGCUUUUGCUUGGUGAUCCUGUUUAUGGAGAAAAUAUUGAAUCAGUGGCACAAAUCUUGAUAGCAGAUUUUGAGGAUGAAACAUUACAUAAUGGCAUUUUGAGUACUUUUAGAGAUUAUAUUAUUGAGCUCCCAAUGAAAAUACCAUUUUUGGCUACCGUUGUUUCACUUGCAUCUACAAAAGAAGCAUCUAUAGGAAAAUAUACAGUGGAGUAUAUGUCAACAGCUGCACAAGCAUUUCUUGAUAGUGGGGAAUGGAGGAAUUUCAAACUAAUUUUACGAUUUCUUGUCUGUGCAACAUCUAUGAUUGAUGGCGAUGGUGUAAUGCAUGUACUAAACGGAUUGACACAACGUAUAUCCGAGAUAUAUACAAUUAUAUCAGAUAAAGGUGUUUUUAGUAAUGACUCUUAUGCAGAUGAACUGGCGUAUAUCUUUCUUAUAACGGUGCCUUAUGUAAUAGCACGUUUUCCAGAAAAUUCAUUAGUUUUUGAAACACUUUUCUCAUACAUGGAUCGUAUUGAACCAUAUAUGAAAUACCGAUCUAUUGAUAUUUCUUUAUUGCAGCCAUUCAUAGAAACUGAUCCAUCUCAUGAUUCAGGAGUCCUUGAAGAUUUAUGGGAUCAAGUCCAAUAUAUAAAAAAUGAUAGAUAUAAUAUAAAUGUGUUUUUACGACCCUGGGUAAAAUUUGAAACGCAAUUGGCAAAUACACCCAAAUUCAUUUUGCCAUCUAUUACUAUACCAGAAAAGUUUUACUAUACUGAAAGAUGCUACUUUCCAGGGCCAGUUUUCCGUAUUUUUAUUAAUCAGCCAAUUGAAACUGUUCCAUCUUCUCAAACCAUAGCAAGUUCGGUUAUUAGGGAUGUAGUUGAGGAUAUUAUUGAUAUUAUGGAGUUUAAUAGAAAGGAAGCUGCACGUUUUCUUGCAGAUUUAUCAUGUUAUUUUGCACCUAAUUUAUUUGUUUCUGAAUCAUUAAAUGAAAUAAAUAAUCAAAUAAAUACCCUUAGUGAAUGGAAAUCUGAGGAUAUUAUCUUAGAAACUAUAUUUGGACGGUUAUUUCGACUACCUAAGCCUCUUCAGCGUCCUAUAUAUUAUCAUUCUCUUUUAAUAGAACUUUGUAAAUUAAUUCCGAAAAGAUUUGCACCAUCAUUAGGAUAUACAAUUAGGUAUAUUUAUAAGGAACUUCCGCGUCUUAAUGGCGAAAUUUUGUAUAGGUUUUGGUCAUGGUUUUCUCACCAUUUAAGUAAUUUUAAUUUCAGUUGGAAAUGGGAUGAAUGGGUAUCUGAUCUUGAACUUGAUUCAACACAUCCUAAAAAAGUGUUUAUAAGAGAAACGAUAGAAAAAGAAAUCCGUUUAAGUUAUUAUUCUAAAAUUAAGGAUUCACUUCCUCAGGCAUAUCAUAUAUUAUUACCUGGAGAGCCUUCUGGUCCUUAUUUUGACUAUGAUUUACCAAAUUCCAAAUAUUUUGCAGAAGUUGAAACUUUACUUGAAACAAUGAAAGUAAAUACAGAGCAAUCAGAAACGGAUGUUGCACUUGAAAUUAUUGAAAAGACAGCGGCUGAAAAUAACGAGGAAGAUCCUCAAUUUGAAGCGCUUAAGGCUUUAGUACAAUGUGUUUUACAUUUAGGAGCAAAAUCUUUUUCUAAUGCUUUAAAUACGAUUGAGCGAAAUUUGCCAGGAUUGCGAGCUCGCUGCAAUGCAAGUAAGAAAGCAUGUCGACAAACGAUUGAUAUUAUUAUGAAAUUUUGGAAAGAUCAACCAGGAAUUGCUGUAACUCUUAUAGAUAAAUUUUUAAAUUAUUCAAUUAUUAAUAUAGUAUCAAUUAUAGAAUGGGUUUUUUUGGAUGUUGAUAUUGAAUAUAUUAAUAGAGGCUUUAUUUGGGAAUUAAUGAAAAUAGUUCUUGAUAAAAUAAAUUCUAGAGUAAUACAAACUAAAAGACAUUUAAAAAAUACGGAUACUUUUUUGAAUGAUAAUUCGGAAGACUUGUUGAAAUAUGAAAAGACUUAUAAAAAAGUAUUUUCAGAUCAAAAGGAUGUUCUUAUUGCAAUAUUUGAAAUGUUCCCAAAACUAUAUGAUCGUAUUAAGAAUUUGCAUGGAAAAAGUAAUGGUUGUCAGGAAAAUGGAUUUUCUGAUAAUCAAGUAUCAUGGCAACUUCAAUGGGUUAAAGGAUUAUUUGAAGAAUUUGUUCGAAAGUGUCAUCAUGAAAUAUCAAAUCUUUCUGAAAUAUUAGAACCUAUUAUACAAGAUGAAUAUGCUAAAGAGAUAUUUGAAAAAGCAAAGAAUCUAGAUCGAGUUAUAUAA
Molecule: messenger RNA, 2433 nt
Organism: Pneumocystis jirovecii RU7
Lineage: Eukaryota; Fungi; Ascomycota; Pneumocystomycetes; Pneumocystales; Pneumocystaceae
Exons: 10
Coding region: 1-2433 (810 amino acids)
Biological process (GO): mRNA export from nucleus; nuclear-transcribed mRNA catabolic process, nonsense-mediated decay
Cellular component (GO): nuclear cap binding complex; nucleus
Molecular function (GO): RNA cap binding; mRNA binding
Source: RefSeq, a predicted model, not a curated record